CCGGCUUUUGGGACCUUUAUUCCGUAGCCACAAACCGGCCUAUGCCAGAGAGCCCGGCUAUGUGGCUGAUAUCUUGACAUCAUGGACUCAAGUCUGAAAAGCAAAUUCUACCUUCAACAACGACAUGUAAGAAUAGGCAUUGCCGUCGCGCUCUAAGCCGGUCAUAUUAGCCAAAGUCAUACAAUGGGAGAGUCACGCGUAAUAUACUGGUUUCGAACAGACCUUCGGCUUCACGAUUCCCCUGCUCUGGGGGCGGCUCUUGAUUUAGACCCCAGUGUCCUAUGGCCUAUAUUCACAUGGGAUCCUCACUAUGUAUACAGGGUCAAGGGGGGGAUAAACAGAUGGCAGUACUUACUCGACUGUCAGACUGAUCUUUCAAGGUCCAUUCGAAACCUGAAUCCCAAGUCUAAACUCUUCGUUUUACGCGAAGCUCCGCAAACCCUAUUUCCUAAAUUGUUUAAGGCGUGGAAUGUAACGCAUCUGGUAUUCGAAAGGGAUACGGAUGCCUAUGCCCGGGAAAGAGAUAAAAUAAUAGUAGCAUUAGCGGAAAAGGCAGGCGUCCAAGUGGUUUCUCGGUAUGGGCGCACGCUAUGGGAUAGCGAUGAGAUUGUUGCUAAGCACGGGGGAAAACCAACUAUGUCUAUAACCCAACUCCAAGCUGUCGGUAAAAAAGUUGGGGAGAUACCAAGGCCGAUACCCACACCAGAUCAUCUCCCAGAUCCAGGAGAUAUGCCUACAGAUUUUAAGCAGAGAAAACCAGAAAUUGAACCUGAUCUUAACACUGCGCUCCGGGAUAAUAUUGAAAAUACCUACUCACACAUUGCAGGGCCUAAAGGAGACUUCGCUAUUGCGACUCUUGAGGAGCUUGGGUUCCCGGCCGCAGCUACUACACCGCACCGUGGUGGCGAGACAAAUGCUCUAAAACAACUGGAGAAAAUUUUCUCAAAUGAGAAAUAUGCGGCUACUUUCCAGAAACCGAAGACCAGUCCAGCCGCUUUUGAGCCGCAAUCGACGACCCUAUUAUCGCCGAUGCUACAUUUCGGUGCAUUAUCGCCACGCCUUUUCUAUUGGAGAGCGCAAGAUCUAGUCGAAAAAUAUGGAAAGGGGGCAUCCACCCCUCCUGAGAGUCUAACUGGGCAGCUUUUGUUUCGAGAUAUGUACUUUGCGGCCCAGGCAGCAAUUGGAUCUCCUUUCGCCCAAACGGUCAAUAAUGCAUAUUGCAGGUUUAUCCCUUGGCACCUACCUUCAAAAGUAGGGGAACCCGAGACAGGUAGUAACGCAAUUAGUGGUAAAUACGACGUUGACUCACCACAAGCAGAGGAAUGGUUUCUGCGUUGGAAGAUGGGUGUGACUGGAUUUCCGUUUGUUGACGCUCUGAUGCGCCAGCUACGCAUUGAAGGCUGGAUCCAUCAUUUGGGACGCCAUAUGGUGGCUUGUUUCCUCACUAGGGGUGGAUGUUACGUUCACUGGGAACGUGGCGCCGACGUUUUUGAAGAGUGGUUGAUCGACCACGAACCAGCUAGUAAUGCCGGCAAUUGGCAAUGGAUGAGCUGUACCGCAUUCUACUCCCAGUACUAUCGGUGCUACAGCCCUGUAGCUUUCGGACAAAAGUGGGAUAAGAAAGGUGAAUUUAUAAGAAAAUGGGUACCUGAGUUGAAGGACUUGGAUGAAAAGUUUAUCUAUGAGCCAUGGAAAGCUACCAAAGCACAACUUGACAAAGCUGGUGUGACAAUUAAAGGGGACGGGCUUCGGGAGAGAACAGAUGGCACGUACCCUGCUCCGAUGUUUGAUUUCGGGCAGAGGAGAAGCACGUGUAUUGCUGCAAUGAAAAGGGCUUACUCCAUUGGGAUAUAUGGGAAUGAUGAUAGAGUUAAGGAUGGAACAUGGAAACAACUAUUUGAAGAAGCUGGUGAGACAGAGACGGAAGGUUUUGGCAGAAGCAGCAGCAAUCAAGAUGGAAGUGGCAAGGACGGGCUUAAGCACGCAAAUCAGGACACAGAGGUAGUUAAGGAAGGGCCGAUGGAUAAGUUUGCUAAGAGACUGAAGAGGUAGGUAAUAGGUAAUAUUAUUACCUAUUACCUAAAGUAUAACAAUGUCCGAUUUCAAGUCUUACAACUACCUAGGUAGGUACCUAGUGUGUUGUAAGUUGCGACUCAGAUCGAAACUUCUACUAACAUCAAUGCUUUACAUUCAACGUUGUUACUUCUCCUUUCUACCUUCCACAUAGGCCCCUGCUUAUAUAAGAGUCUGUCUGAGCAACUGCUAAAGUAAAGAAUAUCCAUAAUAAUCAAUGGCCAUGUGUAGGUAGGUA
This is a messenger RNA of Daldinia caldariorum, 2311 nucleotides long. Its product is annotated as Cryptochrome/photolyase FAD-binding domain-containing protein. The coding region runs from base 184 to 2052 and encodes 622 amino acids. Gene Ontology annotation, biological process: circadian regulation of gene expression; entrainment of circadian clock by photoperiod. Gene Ontology annotation, cellular component: cytoplasm; nucleus. The record is from RefSeq and is a predicted model, not a curated record. Lineage: Eukaryota; Fungi; Ascomycota; Sordariomycetes; Xylariales; Hypoxylaceae. The transcript is spliced from 3 exons. Gene Ontology annotation, molecular function: FAD binding; DNA binding.